AGGAGGGUUUCUCUCCAGGAACAGGGUUGGAGUUAAAACCUACAGGAGGGAAGCUCUCUAGGAACAUGGCUGGACAGCCCUGCUUUAGCCUAUAGACUAUGGAUAAUUUGAUUGACAUCACACUAAAUGGCCUAUAGUCACACUUGAUAUUGUGGUCCAGCAGAGAAUCAGAGAUGAGGGGCGGCAUCAGGCACACAUUGAUAUGUAGCCAAUCAGUGUUCAGGGUUCCAACCACCCAGUUUAUAAAGUCUAAUAAGCAAGUAAUUGUCAAACACUGAGAAAUAUUGACAUGUCAUCAAUUACAAAUGGCAUGACCCUCUUCUGGACUAUAUUAAAACAAUACUCAACCCUCCCCUUGACUGAAAUGGAAACAGCACAACCCUCAUUUUCCUCCAGGACGACUUGAAUUAAGUCUGAGGCCGGUAACAUCAACAGUGAGGACAAACCCAGCCUGCCACUCUCCUUCCACACUGAGUAGAAACCUACAGUCACUGGGUCCUGAUUGUGACAGUGGAGCCCAGUUUGCUCUGCAGGAUCCAGAGAUGGCAUCAGUGAAGCUGGAAGACUGCAGUCAAACACUGGAGCUGAAUGUCAACCUUAAAGAUGAAGAAGAGGAGGAGAAGAUUGGGAAAUCUGUUAGUCAUGGAGACCGUGUUGAGACAUUCUCUACAUCCAGAGAGCAACAGCAGGAAGAUCAUAGAGCUAAGAGAUCUCAUCACUGCCCACAUUGUGAGGAGAAUUUUCCAAUUCUAUCAAAGCUAAAAGUACACUUAAAAAUACACACAGGAGACAAUCUGUAUUCCUGUACUGACUGUAGCAAGAGAUUCACAACAUCAAGGGCUCUGACACUUCAUCAGAGAGUGCACACUGGAGAGAAGCCUUACUCCUGCUCGUACUGUGGAAAAUGCUUCACAACAUCGUCUGAGUUAACAGUUCAUCAGAGAACACACACUGGAGAAAAGCCUUAUAUCUGCUCUGACUGUGGGAAGAGUUUUUCUCACCUGUGUAACUUUAAAGCACACCAACGUAUACAUGCAGGAGAGAAGCCUUACUCCUGCUCAGACUGUGGGAAGAGUUUCUCUCAACAGAACCAUUUAAAAUCGCACCAACGUAUACACACAGGAGAGAAGCCUUACUUCUGCUCUGACUGUAGGAAGAGUUUUUCUCACCUGUGUAACUUUAAAGCACACCAACGUAUACAUGCAGGAGAGAAGCCUUACUCCUGCUCUGACUGUGGGAAGAGUUUCUCUCAACAGAACCAUUUAAAAUCACACCAACGUAUACACACAGGAGAGAAGCCUUACUACUGCUCUGACUGUGGGAAGAGUUUCUCUCGAUUGGAUACUUUAAAAUCACAUGAACAUAUACAUACAGGAAAGAAGCGUUACUACUGCUCCGACUGUAGGAAGAGUUUCUCCCACCAGGGUAGCUUAAAAAAACACCAAUGUAUACACACAGGAGAGAAGCCUUACUCCUGCUGUGACUGUGGAAAAAGCUUCACAGCAUCAUUUGAUCUAAAAGUUCAUCUGAGAACACACACUGGAGAGAAGCCUUACAUCUGCUCUGACUGUGGGAAGAGUUUCUCUCAACAGAACCAUUUAAAAACACAUCAACGUAUACACACAGGAGAGAAGCCUUACUCCUGCUCUGUCUGUGGGAAGAGUUUCUCUCAAGAGAGCAACUUAAAAACACACGAACGUAUGCAUAAAGGAGAGAAGCCUUACUACUGCUCUGUCUGCGGGAAGAGUUUCUCUCAACAGAGCAAUUUAAAAACACACCAACGUAUACAUAAAGGACAGAUGCCUCAUCAGUUCUCUCAGACCAGCUAAGAUUAAAAUCACUCCCAUCACUCAAUUUUCAUCUCAUUGCUUGACUUGGACUGAAAUAGGUGCCGGUACUGUUUUGUAUUUAGCUUCCACAACAUACAUCAUUCAUAAGUAAAUGAUCUGCUAUAGAAUAUAAAUUGGUAUGUGUUAUUCACUGACAUGUGGACUUAAACUUCAUUGUGUUCUGUGACAUUUUAAUCACUGCGUUGUAGAGAUGAUAUCUUUAUCUAUGUAUGUUGCUAUUGUGAGGUUAACACACGUCUAGCAGAUUUAAUUAGUCUGUCAUAGGUUGUUAUUCUAUUCGUAUUAUUCAUCGGUUCUGCCCCACAAAGGAAAAUGUCAAUAAACUCAAUGAUGCACUU
This is a messenger RNA of Oncorhynchus nerka (sockeye salmon), 2188 nucleotides long. RefSeq names its product zinc finger protein OZF-like. Lineage: Eukaryota; Metazoa; Chordata; Actinopteri; Salmoniformes; Salmonidae. The record is from RefSeq and is a predicted model, not a curated record. Gene Ontology annotation, biological process: regulation of transcription by RNA polymerase II. The transcript is spliced from 3 exons. Bases 543 to 1829 code for a protein of 428 amino acids. Gene Ontology annotation, molecular function: DNA-binding transcription factor activity, RNA polymerase II-specific; RNA polymerase II cis-regulatory region sequence-specific DNA binding.